Messenger RNA from Penicillium maclennaniae, 1035 nucleotides. Its product is annotated as NADPH:quinone oxidoreductase family protein. Bases 1 to 1035 code for a protein of 344 amino acids. NCBI's taxonomy places the organism in Eukaryota, Fungi, Ascomycota, Eurotiomycetes, Eurotiales, Aspergillaceae. The transcript is spliced from 2 exons. Gene Ontology annotation, molecular function: oxidoreductase activity; zinc ion binding. Gene Ontology annotation, cellular component: mitochondrion. The record is from RefSeq and is a predicted model, not a curated record.
AUGCGUGCUGUCCAAAUUAGCGAAUAUGUCAAGGGACCCCUGGAUCUCAAGGUGGCCGAAGUCCCGACACCAACUCCCGCUGGGGACAAAUACCUGAUCGAGAUUCACUCGGCCGGGACCAACUUCUUCGACAUCUUGCAGAUCCAAGGCAAGUACCAACACCAACCCCCUCUCCCGUGGAUCGGCGGUGCGGAGUUCGCUGGAACCAUUGCGGCCGUGCCAACUGCCUUGAAAAGCCCUCGUUUCAAGGUGGGCGAUCGGGUGUUCGGCGCGACUCAGGGUGCCUAUGCGACUCACGUGCUUGCGCCAGAGCACACGCUCCUCCCGGUUCCUCAGGGGUGGAGCUUUGAGGAUGCAGCAGGAUUAUUCGUGACCGCGCCUACUUCCUAUGGUGGGCUGGUUACCCGCGCCGGGGUUCAGCCGGGUGACUGGGUGCUAGUUCAUGCGGCGGCCGGUGGUGUUGGGUUGGCUGCGGUGCAGAUCGCCAAGGCCAAGGGCGCGGUGGUGAUUGCUACAGCUGGAACGGAGCGCAAACGUGAGAUUGCAAAGGAGUUUGGCGCCGACUAUGUGAUUGAUUACACGGAUAAGGGUUGGCCGGAGGAGGUGAAGAAGCUGUGUGCGGCGAACCGGACGGGGAAUGGUAAGGCCGGAGUCGAUAUUGUCUACGACCCCGUGGGAAUGAUUGAUGCUAGCUUGAAGUGUGUUGCGUGGAAUGCCCGUUUGCUGGUGAUUGGGUUUGCCGCUGGUAAGAUUGAGAAGGUUGCCUUGAACCGUGUGCUGUUGAAGAAUGUGAGUAUCGUGGGCUUGCAUUGGGGUCAGUAUGCCAAGUUCGAGACUCCCACAGUUGGCACUGUCUGGCAGGGCAUCUUCGACCUCGUGGCGCAGGGCAAGUUCCGCGGUACUGCGUUCAAGGAUGAGAGCUUCGUGGGCCUAGACAGUGUUCCCAAGGCCUUGCAAGCGCUAGGUGGUCGUGAGACUUGGGGUAAGGUCGUUGUGAAUGUGGUGGGGAAUGAGAAGGCUAAGAGCAAGCUCUGA